UACGAGACAACAGCAGCAGCAACAACAGCAGCAGCAGCAGCAGCAGCAGCAGCAGCAGCAGCAGCAGAGACUCAAAACCACAACAACAAAACUUUACAGACUUUUUAACUUUUACGCAUCAAACCCGGAGUUUGGUCCUCGCGCUGCGCUCUGUCCUCCGUGUGUGUGUGAGAGAGAGAGAGAGAGCGCGCGCUCCUCUGCGCUCCUCUGGCUCAGGUUUUGGACGACUGAAGGACCGGACUUACUUUAUCGCCCCACCGUCCUUAUCUGAGAAAGAGACUUAGACUUGAAGAGACUUCAAUCAAGUGGGAGAAUCUUUACGCGUGGACGACAUCACCUCCACGGGACUAAAAAGCCUUCCACAAAUCACUAUUAUUAUUAUUAUUUUGCUUCCAUAUUCCUGAGGAGACGUGAAGGACGUGAACAUGUAUCAGAGCCUGAGUUUGUCCUCUAACCAGUCACCUUACGCACAUGACGCCGGGAACUACAUCCACCCGUCGGCGAGCUCCCCGGUCUACGUCCCCACCACCCGAGUCCCGGCGAUGCUGCCCACGCUGUCCUACCUGCAGACCUGCGACUCUCCACACCAGACCCACCACGGCCUCGGCGGGCACCACGGUUGGCCCCAGACCGGCACGGACGGCUCGUCCUUCACGCCCGGCAGCCCUCACCCUCACCACGGCCUGUCCUACUCGCACAGUCCGCCCGUCUGCAGCAACACGGGCCGGGACGCGACCGCGUACCAGAGUCCGCUGGUGCUCGGGAACGGCGCGCGGGCGGAUCAGUACGGGGGCGCGCUGGUGCGCUCCGUCGGAGGCUCUUACUCCAGUCCGUACUCGUACGUGAGCCCGGAGAUGGCGACGUCCUCGUGGACGCCGGGUCCGUUCGAGAGCGGGGUGAUCAGUCUGCAGGGCAGACAGAGCGGCCUGCACGCGAGGAGGUCCAGUCUGGACCUGAUGGAGGACAUGCAGUGCGAGGGCAGGGAGUGCGUCAACUGCGGCUCCGUGUCCACGCCGCUGUGGCGCAGAGACGGCACCGGACAUUACCUGUGCAACGCCUGCGGCCUUUACCACAAGAUGAACGGCAUCAACAGGCCGCUCAUCAAACCACAGAAGCGCCUGCAGACCACACCUCGCCGAGCUGGCCUCUGCUGCACUAACUGCCACACCAGCACCACCACACUGUGGAGGCGCAACGCAGAGGGGGAGCCUGUGUGUAACGCCUGCGGACUCUACAUGAAGCUACACGGGGUGCCCAGACCUCUGGCCAUGAAGAAAGAGAGCAUUCAGACCAGGAAGCGCAAACCCAAGAUGCCCAAGAAUAAAACAUGCACAGGAGGAUCCAACACCUCUGACACAAACUCCCCGACCUCUCUGUCGCUGUCCGAACACGCUUCCACCAUCAAGAGAGAACCAAGCUUGGCUCCUUCACCCUACGCAGGACAGACAGUCACGUCCGCCACUCAGACUGCGUCUCAGCUGGACAGCACAGGAUCAGGACAUGUCAACAUUAAAUAUGAGGAUUAUCACUUUACCCCGACCUCCAUGGCCCCACAGAUCUCUUGGUGCGCUCUGUCUCAAGCCUGAGCAGCUUGGACGUGGUCUUCCCUCGGCAGCACACGGCUCACCGCACACGGAGGAGGCCCGAGGCUCCGCCCUGAAGUUGUCUCUUGUGAUUCUGGUGAAAUCAGUGUUGGAUAAUCAUCAAACGGGGCUGAAACAGAAAUAUCUGACGGCUUCAUGUGAUCACAUUAACUCGACGUGAAGACGUCUAAUCUGCUGACUGUUGUCUCCUAAACUGCACCGCUGCACCCCCCCACCCCCUCCCCCCACCACCUGGACCACGCAUUCAACAAGGAGACAACAGGGAAUCUGGACAUGAGUUCUGUGAGAGGACGAGUGUCCACUGUCCCCAGCACAACCAAAGAACACUGUCAAACACAGACAUGAUGAGACAUUAUGUCCUCAGCACAACCAAAGAACACAGUCAAACACAGACAUGAUGAGACAUUAUGUCCUCAGCACAACCAAAGAACACUGUCAAACACAGACAUGAUGAGACAUUAUGUCCUCAGCACAAUAACAAAAAACUACCUACGACUACAGUAAAAACACAUGUGAAGACAAUCAAGUGGAAAAUAUAAACACAUGAAUUGCUUUUAUUUUUAUUGCAGAUGAGCAAUUUAAUUCUUUUUUUUAAUUGAUGUCUGUGGUGUUUCAUUAUUAUUAUUAUUAUUAUUUGUUAUUAAGAAUUUUAGACAAUAACAGCCUCCGAGGAAAACCAUCCGAAACCCAACUUGUGUUCAUUUUGGACAGAAAACCACGUCAUUUCCAAGACUUUGGGGGCAAAAACACUCCAUGCACCUGGGUGUGGUUAAUGCAUGUACAUACUGUACAUACCAAAUCAUAACAUUUCAAAAUGUGCUGUCACUGUUGGACUGUAAUUUAAUCUGUGUAAAUUAAUCACAUGUUCUGAGGGGACAGAACCCUCUCGGCUGACCUUUUGUAAUGCCUGUACGCAAAUGUAAUAAACAGUAUGAACAUAA
Molecule: messenger RNA, 2545 nt
Organism: Solea solea (common sole)
Lineage: Eukaryota; Metazoa; Chordata; Actinopteri; Pleuronectiformes; Soleidae
Gene: gata5
Product: GATA binding protein 5
Exons: 7
Coding region: 426-1586 (386 amino acids)
Biological process (GO): cardiac muscle tissue development; positive regulation of transcription by RNA polymerase II; negative regulation of transcription by RNA polymerase II
Cellular component (GO): nucleus
Molecular function (GO): DNA-binding transcription factor activity, RNA polymerase II-specific; RNA polymerase II cis-regulatory region sequence-specific DNA binding; zinc ion binding
Source: RefSeq, a predicted model, not a curated record